UUCUUAUUGAGUUAAAGACUUCGUUGUCAUUUUAUAUUUUGAAAUAGUAAACUUUGAUUUGAAACGAUAAUUGUUUAUAUUUUUUUAAAUAUAAACGUUUUUACGUGUUAAAUUAAAUUAUAAUAAAUUACUUUAAAAUAUUUAUUAACAUGCCACUUAUUUUAAAUGAAGAAUUUGCCAAUAAAUUAACCCAACUCUGUUUUGACAAGUAUUUCGCAUUACCUUCUAAGGGAAAGCCGAUAGAAGGUAAAGAAUGGACAUUGUUGUCUGGAAUUGUCCAGUCUGUAAAUGAAAAUAACCUGAAAGUUGUUAGUUUAGCCACCGGUACUAAAUGUAUUGGAAAAAAUAAACUCACAAGUAAUGGAUUAGUAUUGAAUGAUAGUCAUGCAGAGGUACUAUGUCGACGAGCUCUUAUUCAUUAUUUACUUGGUGAAAUAAAAUCAUCUUAUACUGGCAAUUCUUCAAUUUUUGAGGUUGAUUCAAUAAAUUCACGUUUAAUUUUAAAGCCUGGUAUUAAAUUUCAUCUAUUCUCUAGUCAUACUCCUUGUGGUGAUGCUUCAAUUUUUCUUAAAGAUGAUCAUUUUAAAAAUGAUUUUUCUGAAACUAAUUGUGAGCCUUGUAUAAAAAAACAAAAAUUAAAUGAUAUUUAUCGUACUGGGGCUAAAUGUUUAGUCCAGGAAACUAAACAAGACCUUAAAUAUCCUGGGAUUGCUUACCACACAAUUUCUGCUGUACGAACUAAGCCAGGACGCGGUGAUCCUACACUUUCAGUAUCUUGUAGUGACAAAAUUUUAAGGUGGAAUUACGUUGGACUUCAGGGUGCUAUGUUGUCAUUACUUAUAGAACCAAUUUAUUUGUCAUCAAUUACUAUUAGCGGUCAGUGUCCAUAUUCAUAUAAUGCACUAUAUAGAGCUGUGGUUGGAAGACUGAACAUACCUAAAGAAAAAUGUCCCACUUUACUUCAGUCAAGCUUGAAUUUUCAAUAUUCCAAACAUAGUAGUAAUUUAAACAGUAAAGCAUGUCCUCUAAGUAUAAUUUGGAGGAUAACUAAUGAGAUUGAAAACAGGUUAUUAUUUAUACUUUAUUACGAAGUGUUAGUGGAUGGUCAUAAACAAGGUGUAACAAAAAAGACAAUGAAUAAAAAAAGUAAUAUGCCAUUAGUUUGUAAAAAGUCUUUAUUUGACAUUUUUAAAUCUUUAAAAAAAACUGAUAAUGGCAUAACGUAUGGUAAAGUGAAAUCAGAAGCAUUAAAUUACAAUUCAAAAUGGAUGGAAGCUAAAAAGAAUUUGGGUUGCUGGACAGAAAAACCUAAAUCAUUAAUUGAAUUUACAUGAUGAUAAAGAAGAAACUAGAAUUUGAGAGAUCAUUCUCUUGUUUAAAAUAUAAACUAUAACAAAAAGUUGUCUUUUGUUUGUGUAGGAGCUACCUUCUGAAUGACAAACUCUGAGAAGAAAACAUUUUUAUUCAAUAGUAAAGAACUUACAUUGUGAAGAAACCUGUAUUAAUAUGUAAUUGAGUUAUUUUUUGUCAUUCAUUAAACUUGAUGGAAAAAAAAAUAGUUUUAUAUAUUGUAGAAGCAAUUUUAUACUUUCUUAUUUAAUAACUAGUAAAAUUAAUAGUAUUUAUAUUAUAUAU
Daktulosphaira vitifoliae (grape phylloxera) is the source of this 1635-nucleotide messenger RNA. RefSeq names its product tRNA-specific adenosine deaminase 1 (gene Adat1). The transcript has 6 exons. NCBI's taxonomy places the organism in Eukaryota, Metazoa, Arthropoda, Insecta, Hemiptera, Phylloxeridae. Gene Ontology annotation, biological process: RNA processing. Gene Ontology annotation, molecular function: RNA binding; adenosine deaminase activity. The record is from RefSeq and is a predicted model, not a curated record. The coding region runs from base 150 to 1334 and encodes 394 amino acids.